AUGGCCAGUAAGCUAACCUUUUUCUUACUAGUUGUAUGGACUCUCCUGGGAUGUGUUUUGACGAAUCCUGUGAAUGAGGAUCCUGCUGCUGCAGCAACACUAGAUGAUGUGGCUGAUUUUGGUGGUCAGCAAGCGAAGGAGGGCGAUAGACCAGCUCGAUGGCUGAGCGGAGGUUGGGGAGGCGGCUGGAAUACAGGAUGGGGAGGAGGAUGGAGUGGCAGCUGGAAUGGAGGAUGGAAUGGAGGCUGGAACAGUGGAUGGAGUAAUUCCUACAGCCCCUGGAGAAGCAGCUAUAGUAGUUAUUGGUGGUAG
Drosophila mauritiana is the source of this 312-nucleotide messenger RNA. RefSeq lists its product as uncharacterized. The transcript has a single exon. The record is from RefSeq and is a predicted model, not a curated record. The coding region runs from base 1 to 312 and encodes 103 amino acids. Lineage: Eukaryota; Metazoa; Arthropoda; Insecta; Diptera; Drosophilidae.